AUGGAGUCGCUUUCACCACCCCCCAUAACACCGAGCAGCCCACCAGAGUCGAGCCACGACUUUUCUACUAUAGAGCACGGCUCGCAGGAGGAGGAUAUUGAUCAGGGGCCUAGUCGUGAUGAACAUCCCGUUGAGAACGAAACCGAAGAACCCGUCAUACCGGUUUGCCACGGCGCACGAAUAGUCGAUUCUGACAGUGACGAUGUUGCACCUAAUAUACCAGUACCUGAAGGAAUGACACACAUACUGUCUGAAAGAGAGUUGGAAGCGAUCAGCAUAAAUAAUGAACUGUCUACGUCGAAUAUGUUUCCCACCGGACUCGCGACAUCGGCGAAUGAAAAUGAUCUUCGGAAAUGCUGGAUAUGUUAUACCGACGAAUCAGAGGAUUCCCCCCUAAAUACAGAAUGGCGGUCUCCCUGCCCAUGCGCAUUAAGUGCGCAUGAGGCAUGCUUACUAGACUGGCUCGCGGACAUGGAGAAUACGGAAGGCCCUAAUGUGCACCAGGAGGGGGCCAUGAUGCUCUGCCCUCAGUGCAAAUCAGAGAUUCACAUGUCACGGCCACAUAACCUGAUCCUUGACCUCGCGCGUAAAUGUGAGGGAACGCUUAACCGCCUAGUACUUCCGGGAGUAGCAUUUACGCUGGUAGGAACAGUUUGGGCUGGAUGCUGUGCGCAUGGUGUAUACUCGAUGUACCUUAUUUUCGGCAGGGAGACUACAAUACGGUUACUUGAAGAAGCGGCACAAGGGCCUUUUGGCAUUCGUCUAAACCUCGGUCUUCCAUUGAUACCGAUAUCAUUGAUGUUCUCAAGAACUCAAUAUGCCGAUAGCCUGCUACCCGUGAUUCCUGUUCUGUUUUUCGCUGCCCACCAUCCAUAUCACCAGGAAAUGGAUCUUCAGUUGUGGCCGCCAAGUGCAUCUAUGACAUUUGCGGCAUUACCAUACAUUAAAAGUCUUUAUAACUUACUAUAUAAGAGACUAUUUGGUGACUUGGAAAAGAAGUGGAUCUCGACAGUGCGGACUCGAAUAAACGCAGACGAGGAUAAUGUGCGCGGGCCAAGGCGCCAUCGUAAUGCCCAAAAUGGUCAAGCAGAGGGUGAGGUAAUUAUGGAGAUCGAACUACAAAUGGGCAUUGGGGCUAACGACGGACAAAAUGGCGAAGAAGAGGAGGAUACUGACGACAAUGGCCAUCAAGUUAAUCAAGUCAUGGCAAGACGUCAAGGUGACGUGCUCCGUGAAACCACCAAUCUUGCAGACAUCAUACUCGGAGCCUUGGUUUUCCCAGCUAUCUCUGCUGGCAUGGGUGGACUACUGAAGCUAGCUCUACCGAAAGCAUGGACAACCCCUCCUCUUCUAUACGAGAGAGGUAGGCCAUGGUUUCUCCAAACAAGAUGGGGAAGAAGUGUUAUUGGUGGCUGUGCAUUCAUCCUCCUCAAGGAUGCCUUUUUGCUUUACUGCCGGUACAAGCGUGCCCGUUUACACACUCAACGAGUAAUAUUGAAUUACGACAAGAAGACAAAAAAGCCAGUCUUCCCACGAUAG
Nannizzia gypsea CBS 118893 is the source of this 1539-nucleotide messenger RNA. RefSeq names its product RING finger domain-containing protein. The transcript has a single exon. The record is from RefSeq and is a predicted model, not a curated record. Gene Ontology annotation, molecular function: zinc ion binding. NCBI's taxonomy places the organism in Eukaryota, Fungi, Ascomycota, Eurotiomycetes, Onygenales, Arthrodermataceae. The coding region runs from base 1 to 1539 and encodes 512 amino acids.